Messenger RNA from Epinephelus fuscoguttatus (brown-marbled grouper), 3860 nucleotides. It is a transcript of the gene sfmbt2, whose product is annotated as Scm like with four mbt domains 2. Gene Ontology annotation, molecular function: transcription corepressor activity; histone binding. Gene Ontology annotation, cellular component: nucleus. Gene Ontology annotation, biological process: regulation of DNA-templated transcription. The transcript has 21 exons. Bases 263 to 2956 code for a protein of 897 amino acids. NCBI's taxonomy places the organism in Eukaryota, Metazoa, Chordata, Actinopteri, Perciformes, Serranidae. The record is from RefSeq and is a predicted model, not a curated record.
GCAGAUGGGAGAUGCCAUAUUGGAACGGGGGCAGCAGCAGCUGAAAGACGUCGCUCGCGUUGCUGUGCUCGAGCUCACGCGAACGAGGAGAGGAGCGAGAGAGAGGGGAGGAAAAAAAAACAGACGGGGGUCUCGAGACGGAGAGGCGACCAGAAAAAAAAAACUUGGACAGGGCUGUCGAGGAAAGUGAGAGAUGCAGUGAAGAAUAAGUGACACACCUCAGGUCAAAGGUUAAACGCUCACCAGGAAGUGGAGUUGCAGGAUGCAGUCUCUCGCCAAGGAGCAGCCAUUGGCCCUCACUGCGGUGAAGUCACACUGUCCAACCAAUGGGAAAGAAGAAGAGGUGAAAACAGAUGCAGACUCCAUGGAGGAAGAGGCGGAGUUUAAUUGGGAGGAGUACAUGGAGGAGACGGGGGCUAACGCUGCCCCUCACACCACCUUCAAACAUGUGGAGAUCAGCCUGCAGAGCAGCUUUCAGCCCGGCAUGAAGCUGGAAGUGGCCAAUAAGAGCAGCCCGGACACGUACUGGGUGGCCACCAUCAUCACCACGUGCGGCCAGCUGCUGCUGCUGCGUUUCAGCGGCUACGGCGAGGACCGCAAGGCCGACUUCUGGUGUGACGUCAUGACGGCUGAGCUGCACCCGGUGGGCUGGUGCACCCAGAACAACAAGGCCCUGAUGCCCCCCGAAGAUAACAUUUACCUAAGAAAAGCCAUCAAGGAGAAAUACAGCGACUGGACGGAGUUCCUCGUUCAGGACCUGACCGGCGCCAGGACGGCACCUGCCAACCUGCUGGAGGGGCCUCUGAGAGGUAAGAACACCGUGGACCUGAUCGUUGAGGGCUCAGUCCUGGAGCUCCAGGACGUCUCCGGCCCGUUCCUUUACUGGCCCGUACGAGUAAUCCAGAACGUCGGAGGGAGGCUCCGUCUGCGCUAUGCCGGACUCUCUGACGACCACGAGGCUCAGGACACCUGGCUAUUCUACCUGGAUGUCAGGCUCCGCCCACUCGGCUGGGCUCUGGAGAACCGUCUCGCCUUAGAACCGCCUACAGGACUCAGGUCUCUGAAGAGCGCCUCCGACUGGCAGGAGGCUCUGGAGGAUGCCCGACUCAACGGACAGAAGAGCCCGCUGCCACUGGAGGUGUUCAAGGACCACGUAGACCUGCCCGAGCACUCCUUCAAGACGGGGAUGAAGCUGGAGAUGGUUUCUCCAUGGGAGCAGCUCCAGAUCUGCCCUGUUUCUGUCACCAAGGUCUACAAUGAAAUCUACUUCCAGGUAAUGCUGGACGAUCUCUCAGUCGAUGCAAAGCCGCGGUGUAUGGUGUGUCACACCAACUCGACAGGCAUCUUGCCUGUCCAGUGGUGUCUGAAGAACGGUGUGGGCCUGGAGCGGCCCCCGGGCUACGAGGGCCAAGACUUUGACUGGGCUGACUACCUGAAGCAGAGCGGGACAGAGGCAGCUCCGGACGCCUGCUUCCCUGAUACAUGGCAGAACAGAGGCUUUGCCAAGGACAUGUGGCUGGAGGCGGUGAACCCUCACCGGCCAGCGGAGGUGUGUGUGGCUCAGAUCACACAGGUCAGAGGACGCCUGCUGUGGCUCCGACUGGAAGGUGUGGCGAAGCCCCUGUCAGAGUGUAUCGUGGAUGUCGAGUCCGUGGACAUCUUCCCUGUCGGCUGGUGCGAGGCCAACGCUUACCCUCUGACCCCUCCACUCAAACCUGUCUGUCAGAAGCAGAAGAAGAUCGCUGUGGUGCAGCCAGAAAAACAGUUGGCCCCAUCCCAGCCGUUGGAGACGACUCCCGUCAGCCUCUGCCAGCCCGUCGCCAUGGAUCCAGGCUCAGCCAACGGCAGAUACUGCUGCUCCAAGAUUUUUGUCAACCACCGCUGUUUCUCAGGACCCUACCUCAACAAGGGACGCAUCGCGGAGCUGCCGCAGGCCGUUGGGCCCGGAAAGUGCACGCUGGUCCUCAAAGAGCUGCUGAGCAUGCUGAUCAACGCCGCCUACAAGCCCGGACGAGUCCUGAAGGAGCUGCAGGAGCUGGAGGAUCAGAGCUGGGACUGCCAGGAGGAGACCCUCAAAGCCAAAUAUAAAGGGAAAACCUAUCGCUCCACCAUCCGCAUCGUCCGCCUCGCAGACCAGAUCCCAGACUUCUGCCGUAAGGUCUGCGUGAAGCUGCAGUGCUGCCCGAACCUCUUCAGCCCUGUCCUCGUCACCGACAAGUGCCCGGAGAACUGCUCCGUUCAGACCAAAACCAAAUACACCUAUUACUAUGGGAAGAAGAGGAAGCUGUCCAAGCCGACGGGAGGAGAGGAGGCAGCCGAGGGAGAGCUGGCCAAGCCGACGCGCCGCAGGAAGAAGAGGAAAGCUAUCUUUGUGCAGAAGAAGAGACGCUCGUCAGCUGUGGACUACACUCCUGCUGGCUCACCGCAGGACAGCGAGGAGGAUGAAGAGAUGGCGCUGCAGUCGGGCAGCGAAGGCACCAGCUCGGAGCCCCGAGAGGACCACACCGACGCCUCUUCAGUGGAGGUGACCAGCAGCCGUCCUCGCCGGGCUGCGACGCUGCGCAGGGCCUUCAGCGCCGGCAACACUCCCAGCAGCCAGGAGGCCCCAGAGGGCCGCAGGAGGUCGACACGCUCGCUGUCGGCUUACAACCAGAACAGCAAGUACCAGCCUCCCAAAGGACAAGACGUGCAGGUGGAGGAGGAGGACGGUCAGCUGGUUUUGGACAGAAACCCUCUCGAGUGGAGCGUCGAUGAAGUCGUUCAGUUUAUCAACUCUACUGACUGUGCGUCCCUGGCCAACAUCUUCCAGGAGCAGGACAUCGACGGUCAGGCCCUGCUGCUGCUAACUCUGCCCACCGUACAGGAGUGCAUGGACCUGAAGCUCGGCCCCGCCAUCAAACUGUGUCACCAGAUAGAGCGCGUCAAGGUUGCCUUUUACAGACAGUACGCCAACUGAUCAAGGAGCAGCAACGGCAAGUCGCCCACUGAACACCCACUCAGUGGAAAGAGAAGUUGUGGUCCUGCACCACUGGGAAAUGUUGGAUUAGGUGCCUCCUGGUGGAAAGUUUUGGAAAGAUGGAUUUCCAACUUGGAAGAAGGAGGGAUGUUUUCUGGAGCGGUUGUGAUGGAAAAGCACAAACUAAGUCACAAACAGGAGAAGGUUUCCCUACAAGAAGCCGAAGGAUGGAUUUAUGGGGUACUGUCGGUGUGAAAAUGUGACGCAGUACCCACAAAAACGUCCCCACUGCCGACUGCGGCGGAACAAAACACAUGGGGGUGGAUCCAUGUGCUUUACUGAACUGUGAAGAAGUUGUUAUGAGAAGCUGAGGACUCGAUUCUGAAGACAUUUGUGUUUAUUUCUUACUUUUCAUUUCUAUUUUUAGUUGUGCUAGAGGAGCAUUUAAGUUAAAAAUAAUCACUGACCAUUGAGAGUUUUCCCCUUUUUGUUUGACGUAACUGAUUCGGAAAGUAUAUAUUUGAAAAGUAUUUAACAAACCAGUGAGUAAUAUAUUUGGAAUAUUUAUUUAAUCUAUUUGAAUUUAGAGAAAAUAAUUGGUCAGUUAUAAAAUAACGUCAUUAUUAACUCUUUUUCUGCUGAAACAAAGCCCUGAAAGAUGUUUAAGUUAUUCCACAAACAGACAGAGGACGUGCAUUUAUUUAGAUUUACACUUCAGUUGUGUUUAUAGAGGAGAAACAGGUGUUUGAGGAAAAUGACACCCUCUUAAAUACUUUGUGUUGUGUUGCUCUCUUCUCAUUGUUACAAUCACAUGGAACAAUCAUGUAAGCUAUUUUGUGUCCAUCUAUGCAAAUGUGUUGCAGAUAUUUUUGAUAAGUAAGAAAAUAAAUUUCUAUUGAUUUUU